CCGCAGCUCUCCCGCGGUCCCUUUCCCACAGGCCUUCGCGGCGUGUUGCCUUUUUCUCCUCGCCUCGGCUCUGGCCUGGACCCUUACCCACAAUUCUUUUCGCCGGUGGGGGGCCUGGAUCUAUUACCCACAAGCCCCUGGCUCGAGGGGCUUGUUGCUUUUGAGCCUCUUCCCUUGAUUGGAGACUUCCUGCUACUCCCGCCCCCGUAACCUGUUUUUCAGGGGUGCGAGACCCCCAGCCGCCAUUGCUUUGGACCUCUCUCACUUGGCAAGAUGACCCAGUUCCUGCCGCCCAACCUUCUGGCCCUCUUUGCUCCCCGUGAUCCUAUCCCAUACCUGCCACCCUUGGAGAAACUGCCACAUGAAAAACACCACAAUCAACCUUACUGUGGCAUUGCACCCUACAUCCGAGAAUUUGAGGACCCUCGAGAUGCCCCUCCCCCGACUCGAGCAGAAACCCGGGAGGAACGCAUGGAGAGGAAGAGACGAGAAAAGAUUGAACGGCGACAGCAGGAAGUGGAGACAGAGCUAAAAAUGUGGGACCCUCACAAUGAUCCCAAUGCUCAGGGUGAUGCCUUCAAGACUCUCUUUGUGGCUAGAGUGAACUAUGACACAACAGAAUCCAAGCUCCGGAGAGAGUUCGAGGUAUACGGACCCAUUAAAAGAAUACACAUGGUCUACAGUAAGCGGUCAGGAAAGCCCCGCGGCUAUGCCUUCAUCGAGUAUGAACAUGAGCGAGACAUGCAUUCCGCUUACAAGCACGCAGACGGCAAGAAGAUUGAUGGCCGGAGAGUCCUUGUGGACGUGGAGAGGGGCCGAACUGUGAAGGGCUGGCGGCCCCGGCGGCUAGGAGGUGGCCUAGGCGGGACCAGAAGAGGCGGGGCUGACGUGAACAUCCGGCAUUCAGGCCGGGACGAUACUUCCCGCUACGAUGAGAGGCCCGGCCCCUCCCCGCUUCCCCACAGGGACCGGGACCGGGACCGUGAGCGGGAGCGCAGGGAACGAAGCCGCGAGCGAGACAAGGAGCGAGAACGGCGACGCUCCCGCUCUCGGGACCGGCGGCGGCGCUCACGGAGUCGCGACAAGGAGGAGCGGAGGCGCUCCAGGGAGCGGAGUAAGGACAAGGACCGGGAGCGGAAGCGGCGAAGUAGCCGGAGCCGAGAACGGGCACGACGGGAGCGCGAGCGCAAGGAGGAGCUACGUGGUGGCGGCGGCGGUGGCGGUGACAUGGCGGAGCCCUCUGAGGCCGGUGAUGCGCCCCCUGACGAUGGGCCUCCUGGGGAGCUGGGUCCUGAUGGCCCUGAUGGUCCAGAGGAGAAGGGUCGGGAUCGUGACCGGGAACGACGUCGGAGCCACCGGAGCGAGCGAGAGCGGCGUCGGGACCGCGAUCGAGACCGGGAUCGCGAGCACAAGCGGGGGGAGCGGGGUGGUGAACGGGGCAGGGAUGAGGCCCGAGGUGGGGGUGGUGGUGGCCAGGACAACGGGCUGGAGGGUCUGGGCAACGAAAGCCGAGACAUGUACAUGGAGUCUGAGGGAGGUGAUGGGUAUCUUGCUCCGGAGAACGGGUAUUUGAUGGAGGCUGCACCAGAGUGAAGAGGGCCUCCCCCACUGUUUUAUUUGGACGUGUUCCUACCCACCCAUUUACUGUCAUCCUCUCCCCCAAUCUUCUUGGCCACCACCUAAGUUUGCCAGCCAAGGGUAGGAGUCUCCCUUAUUUGUUCUGGCCCCUUGGAUUUAAAAAUAAAAUUAAUUUCCUGUUGAUAAUGA
Canis lupus familiaris (dog) is the source of this 1767-nucleotide messenger RNA. It is a transcript of the gene SNRNP70, whose product is annotated as small nuclear ribonucleoprotein U1 subunit 70. The transcript is spliced from 10 exons. Gene Ontology annotation, cellular component: U1 snRNP; precatalytic spliceosome; U2-type prespliceosome. Gene Ontology annotation, molecular function: mRNA binding; U1 snRNA binding. Lineage: Eukaryota; Metazoa; Chordata; Mammalia; Carnivora; Canidae. Gene Ontology annotation, biological process: mRNA splicing, via spliceosome. The record is from RefSeq and is a predicted model, not a curated record. The coding region runs from base 274 to 1593 and encodes 439 amino acids.